AUGUCAUCGACAGAAAAUCUAUUUGAAGACGCUGGGAAGUUCACGAGCAGUUUAGAGUCAGGCUAUAAAUCCGAAGGAACAGAUAACGGUCUGCCUCUUCCGAAACACAAAAGCAAAAAAAGCAGCAAGAAAAAAGAGUCUCGCAAAAAUGUGGGCUUGGAAAACAAAGGUUUCGAAGCCGAUACUGAACAAACAGACACAAGUACCAAACAUAAGAUUCAAGUUCAUCGGGCAUCAAGCGAAAACAAAGCACGAAAGUUGACGACGCAAGAUAAACGGCGACAUAGCGAUGCGGGAAGAAUAUCAGUGCCGGAUGAUACCACAAAACCCUCUCAUGAAAGCGCUGCCGCACAGAAAGAAAGAGGCUCCACUCGGCGGCGUUCAAGCGCUGAUGAAGAUUUAAGACGAAGAGCUUGUUUCAACUCGAUGCGGCUUCGCCGAGUUUCAAGUUCCAGCCAGCUGCCUUCUUAUGAAGUCGAUACUAGUGUGGAAGACGAGAUGUUUUACCGAAACCUACCAAUGACUAGUGUUGAAAAUGGACAUCAGGAAAUGACUAAUCAAGAAAGACCUAAAGACGAAGUGUUCCACCAAAAUCCACCGAUGGAUAGAAUUGAAAACAAGUAUCAAGAAGUACCUUAUCGAGAAAGGCCUAGAUUAAAUAAGGCUGACAGGGUAUUUUCCAUGGACAGUCUAUGUAACUCUGUCGAGCAAGAAAAUAGAAAGCUGGACGAAUAUUCCAAGCGCUUAUCGUGCGCUCUGGAAGAGAGAGCUAAACUGGAAAAAGAGCUGAGCAUUUUACGCAGCAAUGCUUCGGUUGCACGCACCAUGUCAACAGAGGAAAGUGAAAGGUGGAAAAUAUCGCCCGGCAUUCACUAUCGAAAUGAAAAGUACAACUCGGAGAGAAGGAUAAGUUCCAGGGGUGAUUUAGACAUGCAAUUAUCAAUUGAACAGCUUAGAGGUAUACCACUUGAACAAAGUCGAAAACUACCUAAUGUUCCUCCCAGAGUAGCUUCACAAAGAGACGAAGAAAUCCACGAGCGAAUAGAGUCAGUAAUUGAGACGAAAGUCGAAAGACUACCUCACCGAAAAGUGUCCGAAAAACUUCCUCAGCAGGCAGAAGGGAAAACAAAAAGCCAGAAUUUUCGCCUCAGCGAUCCCGAAAAGACGAGAAGAGAACGUAAAUUGGCCGAUUUAGCCGCAGAUCUGUGGAAAAAGCUGUCGCAAGGGGAAAAAUUUUCUGAAAAUGAAGUUGAGCGUAAAGUAGCAACACCUGAUGUACCAACGAGAAACAAAAAUGGUAAAGACUCCAAGACUCGUGGUGAUUCGUUUUACAACAUGGGGUCAGCAAGUGAAACAGAUUCCGAGGAAUACUACAUUCCUGAAUUAGCUAAAGAAGUCAUUCCUUCAGGCAUAAACUCGUUACAGGAAAAGAAUGUUAAAGGAAACUCUUUAAUGCGUUCAGAAUCAGCUUCAAGUCUGACGCGCACUGACGCGUUUAGAAGAAACCAGAGGCGCCCCAUGCGGCAGAAACGCGUUUCAACUGCAUCCGAGCCGCGGAGCGGGGAAGCAAAACCUCUCAAGUCAAUGGAAUUCAAAGAUCCGCCAACGAAUAAACACCGUCAAGAAAAACCGGAAAAAAUGGAAGGAAUUCGUAGCACUGAAGCUGUGAGUCAGAAUCACAGUGCAAGGUUCGACUACAUGCUGCCGCCUGGAAAACGAGGACAAGGGCGAAAUCCAUUUUCACAAAAUUUGCAGUCCAGUCCAAACAAACCUCCUUCAGGAGAACAGCCUUUAUCGGUAAAAUUGCGUUAUUAUCAGGAAUUAGAACAAAAGAGAUCUCAAGAAGAGAAUGCGUUUGAUUUAUCAGACGCAUUUAUGGCUGCAGAAGACAUAGAGGCAGAAAUGAAAUAUCGAGAAAAAGCUGCUGGUGAAGCCGCCAUUUUAAGGCGGGAAGCGUCGCGGUUGCUUUGGCAAGCGAUGAAUUUGGAACGCAUUUGCGAUCCGAAUGCCCGAGUACGCCACAUUUUUACGCCUUAUUGA
This is a messenger RNA of Pocillopora meandrina, 2040 nucleotides long. The record is from the annotation of a GenBank genome assembly. NCBI's taxonomy places the organism in Eukaryota, Metazoa, Cnidaria, Anthozoa, Scleractinia, Pocilloporidae.